Amoebophrya sp. A25 is the source of this 955-nucleotide messenger RNA. Lineage: Eukaryota; Dinophyceae; Syndiniales; Amoebophryaceae. The record is from the annotation of a GenBank genome assembly.
AUUUGAACCGCUUUUCCGGUUCUCACGAUGUCAUGGCGCCGCCUGUGCAAAAUCAGCCCGGCAAGAUACAGGAGCCCAACAAGAGCGACGAACACCCAAGCGCCUGCUCAGAUGAAAGUCUUUAUGUCAAUUUCUACCCUCGUGCUCCUAAAAGUAGAGUUCACCAAAAAAGCUAGGCCAAGUAGGUUUUCUAAUUUUUUUAGCGCUAUUUAUCUAUUUCCAAACUCAUGUGUUAGUUUUGAGAACUACGAGGGAAAUGCGGAUGCCUCAUCGUAGAAAGGGAAGGCGAGCGUCGCUUUAUAUUACGAACUUCUUCUAAUGUUUCUGCACACGACGCUGGCACUCGUCCGCAGGUGGACGCCUUUACCACAACACGCAAGGAGCACUAUUAUAUGCAUACUGAAGCAUCUUCAUAGAAGGACACAGCUAUUCCGGAUAGAAUUUGGGCGAGGCGCUUGGCGCUUGGAGAGCACGACUCUGCCACUAGUAGUUCAUCUUCAGUUUGAUGUAGCUGCUCUUGCUAAUGUUGUAGUGAUCAUCGAUUUUAUGGCGGCGUAAGAGUACAAGAACUACCGGCAAUUCGGCAGCAGCUGUCUGUACCUCUGCCUUCGCGGCUCGGAAAACUACGCAACGAAAGAAGUGGGAGUGUAGGACCAUCAUCACAGAGAGUACUACCUGCCUCUGCGCUACGUUGAAAAUUGGGACUCUCCAGGUUCGUUCUCGCAUACAACACAUAGCGAGACGUGCUCCAUCUAGAAAGCUGCGUCGUGGUGGUGCGCUACAGUACCAGACGUGUCGUAACACACCAGAACCAGUUCGACGUAAAGUAGGCUUCCGCCAGCGGCUCCCGACUCAUGAUGCAUAUCUGGAAUGGGGGCUCUAACACAUCAUGGCGCGCUUCUAGGUGACUACUUCUGCUUGACUUGCUGCUGUAUUGGUACUAUGCAAGCCUCGG